GAUCCACUUCACCAACGCCGCACUGGGAGUGGCUGGGGACACGCAAGGGCCUGCUUGGAGCCACGACGGUGUCUGCCCAUCUACCCGGCCAUCAAGGAGCUGACGUUGCUUAGAUGACAGGCUAAGCCCGGCACUCGUGCUCUUGAGAAUGGCAUGGCGUACACGGGACUUUUUUUUGAUCGCUUGCAUCACCACGCAGAGAGGGACAGUCGGUGUAUGGCUGAGGGAAGUGGUGGGCAUUCGUCUGGCUCGGCACCGGGAGAAUUACCAUUGUCCGCCAGUCCCUUGUCCAAUUUGCCUGCCUGUAUUGUAUUCCUAUCAUUAGCUGCGUCUCUUCCAUCUACCUUCUCCUCGUCGCGAUCUACUAGUUGCUCUAAUAACCCUUUUGCCAUUAAACGGGAAGCAGUGCCUGCCUCGGUCUCAGGGUCUCCUCCUCGGCAAAAAAGCUGGAGUAGAGUUGCUCCCGAGGUUUCUCGCGCGUCUCUCUUGGGGUGCGUCGCAAGGGCCUCCUCCUCGACCCCUCCCUUCCAUCCUACUGCCCUCUUUUGCACUUCGCUUCUCAAGACUAAUUCGCCCUUGUUCACCUAUAAUCGUUCAUCGAUCUACUCUUACGAAUAAUCGGCUGGUCUAUUCUCGCAGCUCGGAAUACACCAUUAGCCACGACCUUGCAUGCUUCAUCUUCAAGAAGCACACCUCUAAUUCAUUCUGCGUCCGUACAAAAGGACACUGUCGCUCGCCCUACAUUUGCUUCCGGUGGAGGUACGAAGCGAUCUUCGUCCAUCACGGAGUCUUCGCCGCCGCAAAAAGUAUACCUCUUGCUCUCUGUUAGGUAAGAGGCUCAAGAAUCUCGCUUCACAGCAUCUGGCAUUACACC
This is a messenger RNA of Microstroma glucosiphilum, 874 nucleotides long. RefSeq lists its product as hypothetical. The record is from RefSeq and is a predicted model, not a curated record. NCBI's taxonomy places the organism in Eukaryota, Fungi, Basidiomycota, Exobasidiomycetes, Microstromatales, Microstromataceae. Bases 154 to 618 code for a protein of 154 amino acids. The transcript has a single exon.